Molecule: messenger RNA, 1333 nt
Organism: Chrysoperla carnea
Lineage: Eukaryota; Metazoa; Arthropoda; Insecta; Neuroptera; Chrysopidae
Product: phospholipase A1-like
Exons: 4
Coding region: 1-1248 (415 amino acids)
Biological process (GO): lipid metabolic process
Molecular function (GO): lipase activity
Source: RefSeq, a predicted model, not a curated record
AUGAGUGUGUUAAUGGGCACAAAUGGGAAGCCGGGAUUGACGGAUGAGAAAGCUGACAAAAUGUACCUUGAGAAAACGCUAAUAAAGCUUACACAUUCCCAACAAAUAAAUCGAACAAUCCGUGAAGGAUUAGUAGAUUUUUUACAAGAUGAAAUACGUGAUGGAAUUCAUGGCGAUUUUCUAGUGAUUAAUUUAAGAAAAUUACGAAAUUUGGGUGGCAGUAUUGCAGUAAACGAUUCAAAAGCAGAUGAAACUGUUACUGAUUGGAAUUUUUAUUAUAUGUUAAAACAUGGAUUAGCGUAUCUUCGAGAUUUACAGGAUAUGAUUCCAUCAUCAUUGGAGGAAACUUUAAGUAGAUUCCCAACAAGUAUUCAAGUGAAUGCUAGUGAAUAUGUUAAGUUAACUUUAUUUACGAAAAGCGAUCCAGACACGCCGUAUCGGAUUGAAGUGGAUACUGUUUUUGAUGCUCCAUUUAACGUGAAUCAUCCAUCGAAAAUUAUCAUCCACGGGUGGUUGGGUGAUGGACAUUUAGGAUGGCUUCAUAAAAUGAAGGAUAAACAUUUUAUUAACGGGAAAUAUAACGUUAUCAUAAUCGAUUGGGAUCAUUUCGCUGGUGCAGAAUAUCCACUCUCAGCGAAUAAUACACAAAAAGUUGCAGUCUACGUUUUUGAAAUUCUCGAAUUAUUAAUUCAAGCGGAAAAAGUUCGUAUUGAUAAUAUUCAUUUUAUUGGACAUUCGCUGGGUGCACAUAUUGCGGGAAUGGUUGGGACUUUCAUAGGGAAGAAAUUUGGACAGAAAAUUCCACGUAUUACGGGAUUAGAUCCAGCGAUGCCUAAUUUUGAAAGUGCUUUGAUACCGUUUACAAGUUUUAUUGGAUUAGAUGAUCAUCGACUGGAUAAAAGUGAUGCAGAAUUUGUGGAUGUGAUACAUACGUGUUCUGGAAUUUUGGGAUAUUCAAAAUCAUUUGGUCAUGCGGAUUUUUUCCCAAAUAAUGGAACGGAUCAACCCGGUUGUACGAAAGGAUUGUUUGGAAUUUUAUGUCAUCAUGUUCGAGCUUACGAAUUAUACACGGAAUCGAUCAACUCACGAAAAUUUAAAUCAAAACAAUGCGAAUCAUGGAAGGAUUUUUUGAAAAAACGUUGCAAGCAAUCGUUUUCAGUUUCAAUGGGGCAUUAUGUUGAUAAAAAUACAGCACGUGGCACGUAUUAUUUGGAAACACGGGAUUCGCCGCCAUAUGCAAUGGGCUAAAAAAGUUCUUAAAACCAAGUUCUUUUAUUUUAAGUGUAUUUAUAUUUUUUAUUAUUUUAAGAUAAUGACGUGAUGUAGCUAUAUA